CUAGAACACAGAAAAAUGGUCGGAUCAAAAAUGACUCCUAAACUAUCUUUCCAACUGCUCUGCUUGGGAAUUAUAUGCACUAUUGCAUUGGCAUUAGAUCCAAAAUGCAAUGAAACUGUGAAUGACGGUACUGGACAUGAGAAGAUCGUGAAAUUUUACUACAACCCACAGUUAGGAUUUUGCAGUCCUUUCUUCUACACUGGAGAGGGUGGGAAUGCCAAUAGGUUCGAUUCGGACCAUGAUUGCAUGGUGUCAUGUUCACCGAAGUAUCAAGAGUUCUACCCAGAAGGAGAUGUAGUGUGCACGUUAAAAAUGGACCCAGGCACCUGUUUUGCCUCGAUUGUCAUGUACUACUAUGACACCACGGAGAAAAACUGCCGGAUGUUCCUUUACAGAGGUUGCCAAGGGAACGGGAACCGUUUUGAAUCCAGAGAAGAUUGUCAAACUAGGUGUCGAGCAAGGUCUGGAAGAAUGCUGGAUGCAGACUCUCCUAACCCUGAUCAGCAAACAGUCGACGUGGGGUUGAUCGUUGGAGUACUUGGGGGCAUUAUAUUUGCAGUGGCAGUGAUCUCUGCUGUUGCUAUGCUGGUCCAGAGUAGGAAGACAAAACGAGCAGGCAUGAAGAAAGUGUCAGCAAGUGAAGUUGAGAUGACCUAAAGGAAAACAAGGGCCAAUCUUUGUCCUCAAUCGUAUGCCCUAGUCUUCUGUGUGAUACAAGUUGUUUUGUUUUGUUAUUAUUUCUGCAUAACAGCAGUCUGGACAGUUUUUUCACUGAUCUAGAAGAAUCUGUCUCUUAAGAUAUCAUGUGGUUUGAUUAUCUGAUAAGCAUGUGACUUGUGCUGAUGUUUGGUUAGUGUUUAUUGGUGUAAAACUGCUACUAGAACGUCAUACUGGUGCACCUCUUUUAUAGCUAAAACACAAUAAUUGUUCAAAGUCUAUUAUUUUAUUUUUGAAUGUGCUGUAUUGAUAUUGGUUUCCGAAAAGCAUGAAAAAUAAGGUGAUGAAGGAGGUUUUGAAAAUAUCUUGAAAACUUUUUUAAACAAUAAGGAUAGCUGCCAUGUGAUAAUACAUGGCUUUUUUUCAGAACAGGAAGCUAGAAGGCCUUUAAACAUUAAAUCAUUUUAGCAAAAAUAAUUGACAAAAACGAAAAAUAACAGUGGCCAUCCUUGUAAAUAUUAUUAUGUAGCUGAUAUAUUGAUUUUUGGGUUUUUAUAUGAUGUAACAGCUUUCAUUCUGUUUUGUUUAUCACCUAUA
Molecule: messenger RNA, 1254 nt
Organism: Electrophorus electricus (electric eel)
Lineage: Eukaryota; Metazoa; Chordata; Actinopteri; Gymnotiformes; Gymnotidae
Gene: tfpil
Product: tissue factor pathway inhibitor-like
Molecular function (GO): serine-type endopeptidase inhibitor activity
Source: RefSeq, a predicted model, not a curated record